CCACUUAGGAAAAAUUGCUCCCAUGUUUAAUACCGUAUAUCUACCUUAUUGCGUUUCUAAUUACUCGCUCGUUACCAUAGACACCAAACUAUCAGGAAAAUAUUACGUACGCAGUGCAGCAAUGGCGAAGUUUGUAGUAGCUGGAAGGGCAGGCUGUCCCUCGUAUGCUAGGGCUGAGAUGCUCGCAGACAAGCUUGCAACUAACCUACCAGAUUUUAAAGUCCACAAGAUAGUACUAAGUCAAGAGGACUGGGCUCUAUGGGUAAAAGAGAAAUGUACUACCUGUGAUUGGUCUCACCCUCACUGCUCCUCUCCACUCAUCUGGAGGGAACUCAUAGACAGAGGAGGAAAGGGAAUAUACUUAGGAGGAGUAUCUGAUUUUGAAGCUUACACUGAUCAUUACUACAAGCUAUCACCAGACACAAAGAGAGACACAGAGGAGGCCAUUGCUCAAGAAAACCUGGACACCUUCCUUGCAAUACAACUUGAGAUAAGCAGAAGCAAACCAAUAGAACCAACCAAAGUCUGCAUAACUAAUGCAUCAUCAACCAUAGCAUACCAGCUGGCACCUCUACUCCUCACGGAGCGAGUCCUUGGAGAUGAAAAGAUCACUAUAGUCCUCUUUGAUGAGGAGAGCGAUGAUAGUGUCCUUCAUGCAAUGGCUAUGGAGCUACAGGAUAUGGCCUGUCCCAAUCUAGGAGAAGUAAUAGUAACUAACCUACCACAGAGAGCAUUCACUGGUGCUAAGGUUGUAUUCUUGCUUGAUUACAUGCAAGAGGAGAAAUGUGAUGAGAUGCUGUCUAAAGUCUCCACUAAGUACACAGGCUAUGCUGGGAUAAUGGACUUCAAUGCUGACAAGGAAGUACUUGUAAUGGCAGCAGGUCCUUAUGCUAAUCUGUGUGUAGCACUAAUGGCAAAUAAAGUAUCUUCACUCUCAAAGGCUCAGUUUAUAGCGUCACCUGCUACUAUUGAACAUCAAGCAGCCUCAAUUCUUGCAUCUAAAAUUGGAGUUGCAUCCUCUGAUGUGAGACGAGUGGGCGUGUGGGGAUCAUGUGACGGUCAUGUGAUCAUUGAUACCUCACACACGAGAGUACACAACCACAAAGGAUCUAUAGUGGGUGAACCUAACUUCUCCCUCCCUCUCCGAAAGUGUCUAUUUGAUCUCGUCUGGCUAAAAGACGAAUAUAACAAAGAAGUCGUAGAACGCCACUCCCAAUUAAAGAGCAGCCUUGUGGAUGCAUUGGGACUCGCUCGACUCAUGAAGAGUUGGUGGGCUGGGGACGGGGCGUGGCACUCUGUAGGCGCGGUCUCAGAGGGAGAGAAAGCCGUGCUGUGUAGACCGUGCUUGUGCGAGACAGCAAGAGGAGAAUGGAAAUGGUUUGAAGGCGUUGAAAUGCCAACAGCAAAGAAGGAGGAGAUAGAGAGCAAAGUACAGAGACUGGAAGAGGAAUUUGAUAAAGGAGUCGUUCCUUCAAGCAACCAAAUGUUAGAGGACGAGGAACUGUAAGAUUUUAAAAUGUUAAAAAUAAAAAUUAUUAACAAUAAUAAUAAUUAUUUAAAUUUAUCAUGUGAUAAUAAUUAUCAGUGUAUAGUUGUGCAGUUAGUUAAGUUUCACACUCCAGAAAUGUA
Amphimedon queenslandica is the source of this 1629-nucleotide messenger RNA. Its product is annotated as putative malate dehydrogenase 1B. The coding region runs from base 23 to 1507 and encodes 494 amino acids. Gene Ontology annotation, molecular function: malate dehydrogenase activity; oxidoreductase activity, acting on the CH-OH group of donors, NAD or NADP as acceptor. Gene Ontology annotation, biological process: malate metabolic process. Lineage: Eukaryota; Metazoa; Porifera; Demospongiae; Haplosclerida; Niphatidae. The record is from RefSeq and is a predicted model, not a curated record. The transcript has 2 exons.